CAUAUGCUGUCGGAGUCCUCUAGUGCUCUCUGCUGCUCAGUGCGCACUAUAUACCUCAUACAUACUGUACGCGAACUGUACCGGUCUGUCUCUUUCACGCUCUCUCUCUCUCGUUCUCUUCUUUCUCUGCUCCGCUGUUCUCAGCUCUAAUUCUGUGCUGGCUUUUGAGCUUUUCUCUGCGGGACUCAAACUCAUUCAUUCGGAAACUUGAAUCUCAUGUGAGAGCGAAAAGGGGCUGUAGUUUACCCGUGUUAUUGCUAUAAAACCUACUGGAGGUGCAUACACAACACAUUUGCAUGUUAUGCAUCAAAGCUCUGUUUCCUAAGUGAAGAUUAUUGCAUUGUUACCUGCUACCAAGGGCAAGCUCAUUUUGUAGAAACUGCACCGAAGAGCCGUAGGGAAUAUGCAUCUGGGCCACAUCUGUGGGAUUUUACAGCAGCUGUGGUUUUUGACUGCUACGGUAGCUUCAGGUUCACAUUUCUUUCAAGACUUGGAGUCUGAGACAGUCUACCCUCUGGUUUUACCGGAUGCCGCUCCGCCGAGUACUGAGAGAUUCGACAGCCAGGAGAGAUAUCCAAAUGCAGGCAGCAGUUCUCGGGAAGUCCGUUCUAUUUCCAAAGGAGAGGAAUACGAAUCCCAGGAGUUAUACCACUGGGAACCUAUUGGACCGCAGCCACUGGCUUUUCCGGGGCUCAGGCUCAAAAUACCAGCCUUUGGCAAUGAGCUCCACCUGAUUCUCAAGAGGGACAGCAGGUUUUUAUCCCGGAAAUUCGUAGUAGAGAACAGACUGAAAGGUCGGAAUGCGUACCUGGACAAUUCAACAGUUACCUCUUCUUCCAGCGCUGAAAGAUCGUGUUACUACAGCGGGGCUGUUCUGAAUUCUGCAGGAUCCAUCGCCUCCUUUAGCACCUGUGGUGGUCUGAUGGGAUUUAUUCAGCUCAAUGAGGACUUUCUAUUUAUUGAACCUCUAAACCGCACACUGGCAGUGACAGGGCACGCACACCGCGUUUACAGACGGAAACGAUCAAUGGAGGAGAAAGUCUCAGAGAAGCAUUCUUCACAUAAAUACUGUGGGGUUCUUCCUGAUAAAAGGAAAAGCAAGACCAGACAGUUGACAGAAAUUGGCAGAGGGAAAAGAUACUCCUAUAAAUUACCUCAUGAAUAUAACGUGGAGACCUUGGUUGUUGCUGACCCUGCCAUGGUCAGCUAUCAUGGUUCUGACGCUGCAAAGAGAUUCAUCCUCACAAUAAUGAAUAUGGUUUUUAAUCUCUUUCAACACAAGAGCCUUGGAGUGCAAAUGAACAUUCGACUGACAAAGCUUGUGCUGCUUCAUGAGACUCCAGCCAACAUGUACAUCGGGCACCAUGGAGAAAAGAUGCUGGAGAGUUUCUGUAAGUGGCAGCAGGAAGAGUUUGGAAAGAAGAACAUUCACACUGACUUCUCAAUGAGCUGGAGGGAGGAUUUACCGUCCGUUGACACAGCUGUAUUAAUCACCAGAAAGGAUUUCUGCGUACAUAAAGAUGAACCAUGUGACACUGUAGGUAUAGCAUACUUAAGUGGGAUGUGCAGUGAGAAGAGAAAGUGCAUCCUUGCUGAGGAUAAUGGACUUAAUCUGGCAUUUACAAUCGCUCAUGAGAUGGGGCACAACAUGGGGAUAAAUCAUGACAAUGACCACCCGUCCUGUGCAGAUGGCCUCCAUAUCAUGUCUGGGGAGUGGAUUAAAGGACAAAACCUUGGAGACGUCUCCUGGUCUCAAUGCAGCAGAGAGGACAUGGAAAGGUUUCUCAGGUCAAAGGUGAGCAGUUGUUUGCUGCAGACAGAUCCCCAGAGCCUCAAUUCUGUGAUUCUGCCUUCCAAGCUACCUGGGAUGACUUACACUGCAGAUGAGCAAUGUCAGAUUCUGUUUGGACCAAAAGCCUCUUAUUGCCAGAAAAUGCAGUAUGUAAUUUGCUCUGGGCUCUGGUGCAAAGUCGAGGGUGAGAAAGAGUGUAAGACGAAAUUGGAUCCACCUAUGGACGGAACAGAGUGUGACACAGGAAAGUGGUGCAAAGCUGGGGAUUGUGUCAGAAAGGCUCUUUUACCUGAGCACACAGAUGGGGAGUGGAGUUCAUGGAGUGCAUGGGGAGCCUGCAGCAGAACCUGUAACACCGGGGUCAGUGUCCGUCAACGCAAGUGUGAUAAUCCCAGACCCAGCACUGAAGGUAGAGACUGUCCUGGUGUCAGAGUGCAGUAUCAAGUGUGCCGGAACACUCUCUGUCCAGCAGGGGUGCCAAGCUUCAGGGAUUUACAGUGCCAGUCCUUUAACAGCCCUUUGUAUCAGAAGCACUCGUUCCAGUGGUAUUCUGUCACAGAUAAUGAGAAACCCUGCACUUUAUUCUGCUCCACAUUGGGGAACGACCAGCCAAUACUGCUGGCUGACAAAGUACUUGAUGGGACUCUGUGUGGACCUCAGGAAUCAGAUAUCUGUGCAAAUGGCACGUGUCAGAAAAUCAGCUGCGACGGUAUACUGGGAUCAUCAGCCAGAGAAGAUAAUUGUGGAUUGUGCAAUGGAAACGGCAAAUCAUGCAAAGUCAUUAAAGGAGAUUUCAACCACACCAGGGGGGCAGGUUAUGUUGAAGCGGUGGUGAUACCAGCAGGAGCCAGAAGAAUCAGAGUGGUGGAAGAAAAACCUGCACACAGCUACUUAGCUCUACGGGAUGCCAGUAAACACUCCAUCAACAGUGACUGGAAGAUUGAACAUCCAGGUUCAUUUAACAUUGCUGGGACAACAGUCCACUAUGUCAGAAGAGGAUUAUGGGAGAAAAUCUCUGCCAAAGGACCCACUACUUCUCCGCUCCAUCUUUUGGUGCUGCUGUUUAAUGACCAAAAUUAUGGAAUACAUUAUGAGUACACCAUUCCUGUAGACCCUCCCCCAGAGAACCGGAGUGCCAAGACCGUUGAGCCUCUCUUCAUGUGGACGCACUCUGGGUGGGAGGACUGCCAUGCUGUGUGUGGUGGAGGAGAAAGGAAAACAAAAGUUACUUGCACCAAGAUCAUGAAUAAGACUACCAGUGUGGUGGACAACAAGAAGUGCCGCUACCUGACUAAACCCGAGCCACAAGUGCGCAAAUGCAAUGACCAGCCCUGCCAGACAAGGUGGAUGAUGACAGAUUGGACUCCUUGCUCAAGGACUUGUGGAAAGGGAUCUCAGGCUCGUCAGGUGUCCUGCACUCAGCAGCUACGGAAUGGGACUCUCAUCAGGGCUAAAGAGCGGGACUGUGUGGGACACAAGCCUGCUGCGGCCCAGCGCUGUGAGGGGCAGGACUGUAUGACAGUGUGGGAGGCUGGAGUCUGGUCCGAGUGCUCUGUAAAGUGUGGCAAAGGGGCCCGCCACAGGACUGUGAAAUGCACCAAUCCUCGCAAGAAAUGCGACUUGUCCACACGCCCCAGGGAGGUGGAAGACUGCGAGGAUUAUUCCAAGUGCUACGUCUGGAGAACAGGAGACUGGUCCAAGUGCUCAGUAACCUGUGGCAAGGGAAUGCAGUCCAGGGUAAUUCAGUGCAUGCACAAGAUCACUGGAAGGCAUGGAAAUGAAUGCUUCUCAUCUGAGAAACCCGCUGCUUACCGACCUUGCCAUCUACAACCCUGCAAUGAGAAAAAUAAUGUGAACACCAUCACCUCGCCUAGACUGGCUGCCUUAACAUUCAAGUGCCUACGGGACCAGUGGCCUGUCUACUGUAAAGUCAUUAGAGAGAAGAACCUCUGUCAGGACAUGAGGUGGUACCAGCGCUGCUGUGAGACCUGUAGGGACUUUUAUGCACAAAAAAUGCAGCAAAGAAGUUGACAUCCAACACAAUCAGAACUCUUAGAAGUUAUUUAUAGUAAGAAAACACAAGCAAAAACACCUUUUUCAACCAAACAAAUCCCGGAUAAUUGAAUUAGUGUCAUCUAUUCUUAUGAUCUGUGAGGUCAUUUUUGUAGAAAAUAAAAAACUGUUUUUUUUUUUCUGUUUGUUUUUUUUUAUAGUUGGUUCUACACUAAAUGUUAGUAAUUAAGUGUAAACUCUCUCUCGUUUAAUGCAGCCACUCUCCUGAUAUGGUCAAGGUUUCUAGGGGAGAUCCUAAUUCCUUACUAGUCAGUCUAUAUUGGACAGCAAAUAUCUGUCAUGUCUACUAUGUACAGUAUAAAGAACAUGCAGAUAAGAUGGGAGUCUACAAAAGAUGAAAGAAACGAUAUAGCUCUGUACUUUUUUGCUGACUGUUGUUUUACCUGAUAUAUCUCAGUCUGUAAUCAUUAAGCCAUGCUAUUUCUGUCAAUUUAUCUGUGGAGAUUUUCUAGUCUGUAAUCAUUAAGCCAUGCUAUUUCUGUCAAUUUAUCUGUGGAGAUUUUCAAUGUCCUUGACUUGCCUAAGCUUUGCUACAUAGAGGAAUUGGUAGUGGCUUCCGAGAUUACAGGUUUGUUGGGUUCAUCUUUGUUCCAGGAAUCCUUGUGAAGAAAUUACCUUUGCACAUAAGCCCUGGGUAUCCCCUUACAGGUAAAAAGGGAACCCCAAGGAUUCUUGAAAGCAUGGCCAACAAAUCCAGAUCAUUAACUCUGUUGUCUCUCACCUUAGUUUACCCGUUAAUACUGUACAUACCGGGUAAGCACAGUAAUGCACUUGCCAUUUGUUUUCCAAUCCAAUUGAAGGAACAUUAGACUAAGUAUAUUGAACAAGCAAACCUUACACAACUUCCAACACUCGCACCAGGGUUGGGCUGUAAGAAAACACAAAGUGGAGAAUUCUUAUUCCCUGACAUGGAGUCUAGGGGAACCCUGCAUGCUAAAUAAAGGGUGUUUCAAUUGAGUGUUAACUGACACAACACAGACAGCCUGUAAGAAUAAAAUAAGACUAUAGAAGUUCACAUACAGAAUUAUAAUAGUAAUAAUUAUUGGAAAGCGCAGCCUUGGCUAUUUUUCAUCCUGAGCUGACCUUUCAUUCCAAGGCUAUAAUUUGAGAGCAGUAUUCAUUCAGUAAGAUCUAAAUCCACAUUUCAGGUUUAAGUCAUGAAAGUGACCCACAGUACCAACUAAAUCUGCCUUCUAGUGACCAAAGUUGAAAUACAAGGUUGGAGAGGGGCAUUGCAGUGUAAAAUAUAAUUCUUAGAUUUAGAUAAAAUUCUUAGAUUUAGAUUUGGAAUCAAUAACCUGAGAUCUAGAAUUCCAGCACCACAUUGCAUUGGACCUAAGUAUGUAACUUACAUCAGAUACUGUAAACCCCAUAAACAAUGCAUGAAUAGGAUAACAAGAGCAAUCUCAAUCAUCUAGAAUAAGUCUUCACAUAAACUCUUGAUUCAGCGUAGUAUAAAAUGAUGUAACAUUCAAGUCUAAAUAAGGUUUUGUUGGAAAGUAAAUGUUUUCUGAAAAAAAAUAAAAAAUACCUUUCAGCAGCCACAGGAAGCAAUGCCUUAUAGUUGACGUGAACAUUACAAAGAACAUUAGUGACACCCAGUGGCCAGAGGAUGUUGUCACUUGAGAGUCUAUUUUUUUCACAGUACAGACCCUUAAAGCGGUUUAGAUGUACUGCACACUACUAGAUUUGGCUACUUUGAACCUCAUUGUUUUUACUGUUCAUUUUUAUUGAACAGUAAGGUUUUCAGAUCUCUGAAAAAGCAUCUUUCCGUAUUCAAUACAACAAAGAGACUUGUUGAAACUAUUAUAUUGAUGGUUCUAUGCAAAGGCAGCUUCUACUGGCUCUCUGUUGUUAUACAGUAGAUUGUUUCAGACGGUUACAAAAUAAAUAAAACAUGGCCACUUUAUUGGUAACUAGUUGGAAUUAAAAUAAGCAUAUCAGUGGGGUACUAAAAUUAACUAAACCAUGAUAAAUUGGCAAUUUACAAAAGCUGUUAGUCAGUUGGCUAUAAACACUGUUGAAGCAAUAAAGGUGGGUUACAAUGGCUGCCAACUUAUCAUACCAGCUUUAUCAUAGACUGGAACUGCAGUUGCAGCUCACGGAGCACCAUGCUCGCUGAAUCAACUGGUGGGUGAUAAGGGAAGACAAAGUUAAUCAGCCAGUCUUUGGGUAUUUGUAGCUGCAAUUUUUAAACCAAGUUGAAACGGUUCUUAUAGGAGUAAUUCGGGCAUCCAUUUACCAGUGAUAGCACUGAUACAAUACUCAAUCUGGUGAUUCAUCUAAUUCUCUUUCAACCAUUGUCUGCGUAUUUGUAACUCAGCUAACAAGUUCAGUGCUUCAGUCCACUGUGCCCCACUGUUCCUGUUAUAUAUCUUGCAUGAUGCAGAUAUAUUUAUGACCUUCAUGGAACUCUUCUACUUGUACACCUUUGAAUCAAGACAGCCUUUAUUCUUCUUUCUGGUCCUAGCAUACAUUGUAAUGCUGGCUUAAAACUGUAAUGUGUCAUUUAUAAUAGUAAUUUUACCUGUCGCUGUUUAUUUAGUUAAUUUAUGUCCACUUUGACAGCCUUUUCCAGUUGUUCCCAAUUAUCCUUUAAUAUAAAAGACCCCUCAAUGGUAGUAAUGAGCCUUUGGUAAGGGAUCUGGGGAAAUGUAUCUUCUUCAAAAGGCAGUUAUAUAGUAACACAAAGCUAAGGAGAUACCAAGGGGCCACAUAUUAAAUCACCUAGUUCUUCACUUUGUUUAUCACUUUAAACAAUUACUGUAAGUUUUUCUGUUUGUUUUGUUUUUUUUGGUUCAUCACUUGUAGAGAUAUUAUUGUUCACUGCAUUACGGUAUCUCAUGUCACAAAUUCAUAAAGCAAGUACGAGACCACAGAGGUGCUGAACACAGACCUGCUGCUUUUAAAGGAAAGUAAUCUGCUGUAUAUCUUGACAAAUAUGUUUGACCAAACAAUGACAAAAUGUUAAAUAGGUCGGUAAUGAUUAUAAAUACAAAUUAUAUACUUGAAUAAAAGUAUUAAGAAACAAAACACUGUAACUGUUUACACUGAAUCACUGUGGCACGGAUUUGGACUUUUAAAAGUUCUCCAGUCAGGAAACAAACAUCUUGUGCUGCAUGAAUCCUGCUCCAUUUUAACAUUUUGUCAUUUGAUUGAAAACAUGAAUUAUAUGUCGAUGUUUGCUUCAUUUAGCUUGUAUAAUAUGAGAGUUUU
Polyodon spathula (Mississippi paddlefish) is the source of this 7081-nucleotide messenger RNA. RefSeq names its product A disintegrin and metalloproteinase with thrombospondin motifs 19-like. Gene Ontology annotation, biological process: extracellular matrix organization; proteolysis. Gene Ontology annotation, cellular component: extracellular matrix. Gene Ontology annotation, molecular function: metalloendopeptidase activity. Bases 404 to 3823 code for a protein of 1139 amino acids. The transcript has 23 exons. NCBI's taxonomy places the organism in Eukaryota, Metazoa, Chordata, Actinopteri, Acipenseriformes, Polyodontidae. The record is from RefSeq and is a predicted model, not a curated record.